This is a messenger RNA of Vigna angularis (adzuki bean), 963 nucleotides long. RefSeq lists its product as uncharacterized. The transcript has 7 exons. The record is from RefSeq and is a predicted model, not a curated record. Bases 1 to 963 code for a protein of 320 amino acids. NCBI's taxonomy places the organism in Eukaryota, Viridiplantae, Streptophyta, Magnoliopsida, Fabales, Fabaceae.
AUGGUUAGAACUAGAAGUGCAUCAUCUUAUCGUGAUGAGGCUUCAUCUUCUCGUGGAGGUCCACAUGACACCUCCCUGCUUACACAUUAUACCCAGUAUGUUGCAUUUGCCAUAUGGCAAGGCCAGGAUCGAGGGAAGAUCAAAGUGAUGUCCCAUGGCAAAAAAUUAAAACAUUUUAUAAUGUAUCAUGAGGCUAUUGAGCCUUAUAUCUCUAUGUCGGGGUUGGCUUCCAUAGUCAACCUAUCAUACGAGUAUGUCGAUCAUGGAUUGAUCGUUUCCCUUGCAAAGAGGUGGCACCUAGAGACGAAUACUUUCCACCUCCCGAUAGGUGAGAUGAGCGUCACAUUAGAUGACGUUCACAACCUGCUCCACCUACCUAUCAUGGGGCAAUUUUGUGAGAUAGGAGAUGCUAGCUUCACUGGUGUCAGACAGAUAGCUGGAUAUUCCACUCUUCUACAGAGUUGGAUAUAUGAGCACCUUUCUGGCAUGGAAAAGAGGCGAGUCUCAGAUAGGUACAUAGACCUUGAUCCACGGGCUACACGAUAUAUACCUCCGAGGCAGGGUUGGAGUCAUACGGAGGGGCGGACAUAUCUGGAUGGGCUCACUUAUGAUGUGAUCAUACCAUGUUCGCCUGAGAGUCUUCCGAUACCAGACAUUCCUACGAUUGAUCUAAAUUGGCUGAGGUAUGUAAAGCAUGCCAUUAGUGGUGUUGUUGAGGCUCAUGAGCCCUCUGUGUAUGUUGAUGGAUACCUAUUGUGGUUUAGACGAGUGUCCCACCCGUACAUCACUCCAACUGACGAUGAUGACCGACCUAGUCUUGCACCGCGCAUGAGGCGACACCUUCUGGAUGACAUCUUGUGCCCUCAGUUCGUCGUAGACGGUCUCCUGAAUCUGGAUUGGUGGUAUGAGGCGUGUGAUCAGGAUGCUGCACUAAAUCGGGAUGUGUGCAAAACAGGUCACUAA